CUAGACCGGUUAAAAACUCCCAAAAAGCAACCGAAGCCUCGUUUAGAGCUGCGCAAUUAUUGAUGAAGAAAAACAAGGCAUUUACAGACGGGGAGGUUGUCAAAGAAGCAAUGAUGAUAAUUGCUAAAACUGUGCUUGAAGACGAGAAGUAUGGAACCAAUGUACUCUCCAGUCUCUCUGAUGUUCAACUCGGGGCAACUACAAUGGUAAGAAGAGUGUCUGCGAUGUCUGGGAACUUGACCGACCAGCUGGACCGUGGUCUGGCGAGGUGCCGGUGGUUCAGCAUCCAGUGUGACGAGUCGGUGGACCGCAGCAGUACGGCGCAGCUGAUGGUCUUUAUCCGGAUGGUGUUUGAUGAUUUCUCCACAAAAGAAGAACUUCUGACACUACUGCCCCUGAAGACAAAUACGAGGGGAGUUGACAUUUAUAACGCAGUGAAGGAGUUUUUGGUGGAAAAAAAGGUGCCGCUGGAAAAGCUGGGAUCAGUGACUACGGAUGGGGCUUCUGCUAUCAUCGGCCGACACACAGGAUUCGUUACUCACUGUAAAGCAGACCCAGAGUUCACAAACUUUCUGCAGUACCACUGCAUCAUACACCAGCAGGCCUUAUGUGAAAAAGUGAUCUGCUUUGAGCACGCAAUGACUCCCGUCGUAAAGAUCAUAAACAGCAUCCGCUCCAGAGCUAAACAGCACAGAACAUCCAAGGUACUUUUGGAGGAGCUGUCAGCUGAAUAUGGUGACCUGCUACUACACACAGAAAUCCCAUGGCUCAGCGGGGGACGAAUUUUGCAACGUUUUUUGUCACUUUUGGGUGAAAUCAAAGAGUUCAUGCAGUCCAGAGGUGAGGACACCGUGCUGGUGGAGGACACUGAGUGGAUUCUUGACCUUGCAUUUUUAACGGACAUUACUGGAAAACUGAACAGUUUGAACUGUGAGCUGCAAGGCAAAGAGAAAAAAAGUGCUGCACUUUCCCUCUGUGCAGAUGGUGCUGAAAGACAAUGCUUCUGCAUCUAAGGCUUUUGACAAAGUUGCAGAAAAGUACUCUCAGGUCAUAAACAGAGUUGAGCAAGAGUUUGAGAACAGGUUUUGUGACCUGGAUCAGCUUGAGCCAUGUGUGUCGUUCAUUUGUAAUCCUUUCAUGAACGUGGACAUAUCAUGCAUUGCUGAGCAGUUAAGUGCGACAUUCAGCCUGGAUGCUGAACAGGUGGAGAUGGAAAUUGUAAAACUGCAAAAUGACCUCCACCUCAAAGCCCACCAGGCUGCACCAAACUUUUGGUGCCUUGUUGACACAGAAAAGUACAGUGGUGUAUGCGCAGCAGCUAUGAAGGUUGCAAGCCUGUUUGGUUCAACUUAUCUUUGUGAAUCAGCCUUUUCUGACAUGAACUUCAUCAAGAACAAACACAGAACUUGCCUCACUGAUGCACAUCUGCAAGACUCACUCAGAAUUGCAGUGUCAAGUUACACACCAGAGUACAACACACUAGUUAACAGCAUGCAAUGCCAGGCUUCCCACUAACUGACAAAGAAACAGAUAACAGAUUUGGUGUCCAGUUCAAAGUGUGGCAUGAUUUAUUUAAAAAUUAAAGAGUUGACCUUUGUGUUUUACAUGAGUUAUUAUUUGUACAAACAUGGUGCAAAGUAAUUCAUGAUUUGUUAAAAAAUGUCAGUGGCUAGCUAGUUAAAAUGGGAUAUUGUGAUUUCACAAGACUGUCUAAGAAGUGAUCAUUUGAAAAUGUUCAAUUUGAAAAAUGUGCACUUAGAGAAAAUAUAAAAAUAAAGUGUUGCAUAUUGAUAUUUAUCUGUUUCUAUAUAUAUUUAUUGUGAGAAAUCAUUAAGAUGAUCAGUGUUUCCACAAAGAUAAAUAUCAUUAAUUAUUAAUAAUAACAUAGAGUUAAAGGUAAAUUGAGCAAAUUGGCUAUUUCUGGCAAUUUAUUUAAGUGUGUAUCAAACUGGUAGCCCUUCGCGUUAAUCAGUACCCAAGAAGUAGCCCUUGGGUUCAAAAAGGUUGGUGACCCCUGCUUUAGGUUGUUGUGUCCGGAAUGACAUGCUCCCUUCUGACAACUU
Messenger RNA from Entelurus aequoreus (snake pipefish), 2063 nucleotides. RefSeq names its product zinc finger BED domain-containing protein 5-like. The record is from RefSeq and is a predicted model, not a curated record. NCBI's taxonomy places the organism in Eukaryota, Metazoa, Chordata, Actinopteri, Syngnathiformes, Syngnathidae. The transcript has 2 exons. The coding region runs from base 63 to 1013 and encodes 316 amino acids.